This is a messenger RNA of Trichechus manatus latirostris (Florida manatee), 795 nucleotides long. RefSeq lists its product as uncharacterized. Gene Ontology annotation, molecular function: nucleic acid binding; zinc ion binding. The record is from RefSeq and is a predicted model, not a curated record. The transcript has 4 exons. Lineage: Eukaryota; Metazoa; Chordata; Mammalia; Sirenia; Trichechidae. The coding region runs from base 1 to 795 and encodes 264 amino acids.
AUGACCAUCCCGAGCUGGCUUUUAAAACUUCUUCUCAUGAGUGAUACUCGCCAGCAUCAACGAGCCAGUAAUAGCAAUUGCAACUGCAGGGACUGUGGAAUUCCAUCUGGAGCUAGUUCCUCGUUCCAGUCUGCCCUUUUGGUUCUUUCUCAUCCCUCGCCCUCUCUCCGCGCGGCAGCCGGCCCCUCCCUCGCGCCGGCUCGCACCUCUUCCCAACCCCGUACACCUGGAGGCUUGCGCGGGCUCCGGACGCGUGCGGAGCGCCGGCGGCGCAGCGGAGGCAGAGGCGCGCUGACGGCCACCGCCAGCCCGCGCCCAGGGACAGCACGCGCGGCCUCACGGGGAUCAUUCUCCUCAGCCGCCGCGCAAGCCUCGCCGCGACCACCGUCGCCGAAGCUGCAGGCGGGCAGCCGUGAGCCCUCGGGGACAGGCAGCCCGGGCGGCCGCUCCUCCCGGAUGCCAAGGCCAGGGCGCAGGGCGGCCGCCAGCAAGAGGAUGAAGAGCUCGGUGGAAGGAAGGAGCGAAAAGCUUCUGAGGGCGCCGAAAGCUCAGCCGGGCGACGAUUUCACAUCUGCACAAGAUGGGGAGAGUGAGCCUGAAUUAAUGCCUGAUGACUUUGAAGAAAAACCAGAAAGAGAGAAGAAACAUACCAACUUCACUCUGUGCAACGUGUGUAACAUUCAGCUGAAUUCCGCUGCUCAAGCACAAAUCCACUACAAUGGCAAAUCCCAUCAAAAGAGAUUAAAACAACUCAGCAAUGGGAUGCUGAAAAAUGACAGUGGUAAGCUUUUCUAA